Ostertagia ostertagi is the source of this 915-nucleotide messenger RNA. Lineage: Eukaryota; Metazoa; Nematoda; Chromadorea; Rhabditida; Trichostrongylidae. The record is from the annotation of a GenBank genome assembly.
AUGGAGGGCGACAAGCGUGAUCUUGCGGAUCUAUUGAAAGAGGGAGGUAUUGGCAGUGAAGUACCGGAAAUCAUUGGUAAAAUCCCAAUGGCAGUAAAGAAACGUGUAUGCGCUCUCAAGAAGGUUCAGCUAGAUAGCAUCGAAGUGGAAGCCAAAUUCUACGAGCGGGUUCAUCAGCUUGAAAAGGAGUUCGAGACGGAAUUCAACAAGCUUUAUGAGCAGCGAAGAAAGAUUGUCGCUGGGGAGUACGAACCUACUGAUGAAGAAUCCAAGCUCCCUAUCAUUCAUGGCUUGGAGGAGGACGAAAUUAAGGCCCUCAAUGAUAAAUCGGAACCUGAUGAUGGCUCAAAAGGAGUGCCAUCCUUCUGGCUCCACGUUUUGAAAGCAUCUGACAUGACUCAGGAUAUGAUCCAAGACCAUGACGAGCCAAUCUUGAAACACCUCACUGAUAUUACUACCACUAUUGAGGUCGAUCCUCACUACUUCCUUGAAAUCAAGCCGGAUCAGGAGGAUCCCUUCAGUUUCGAUGGACCAUCCGUCGUACGCGCUGUUGGGUUAAGAUACAAUCAUUGGAAUGAGGGUAAAAAUAUCACUAAGAAGGUUGUGAAGAAGAAGCUGAAGAAGGGUAGCAACGCCGGAAAAUUCGUCACGAAAACGAUGAAGGCGGACAGCUUUUUCAACUUCUUCGACACAAUCGUGCCACCUACGGAAGAACACAAAAACGAGGACGAUGAUGAAGAUGAUUCUCAUGACCUGAUGCGAGCUGACUUUGAAUCGGACAAGUGCUUCGUGAUAAUAUUAUUCCUCGUGCGGUGCUUUUCUAUACUGGUGAAGCUGAUCUUGGCGAUGACAUGUUCGACAUUGGCGAGGAUGUACCCCAGAAUUAGAGAGGAAGAUGAUGAAUAUGACGAGUAG